UCUCUCAGCUCAUUAUUUAUAUGUAGUUAGUCUUUAAUUUUCUGGUCUGUCAUCCACUCAUCCCUGUCCAUGAUAUCAGCCAUGGAGCUACCCACAUCGAAAAUUGAAUCUUGUUUCUCUCUGCCGGUAGAUUCAGAGCACAAGGCCACCGAGUUUCGGCCAUUUUCAAUAUCUUCACCCCACAUGCGAGCUUUCCACCUUGCAUGGCUCUCCCUUUUCUCUUGCUACUUCUCCACUUUCUCCAUCCCUCCACUCAUGGAGGUCAUCCGAGCUGACCUCAACCUCUCCGACACUGACGUCGGCCGCGCCAAUAUAGCGUCCUUGGCCGGCUCCAUCUUCUCCCGCUUCGCCAUGGGCACCGCAUGCGACCUGGUGGGGCCGCGUAUCGCCUCCGCCACGCUCUCCCUCCUCACCGCGCCGGCAGUGUUCUCCAUGUGCCUAGUCUCGUCGCCGCUGGCCUUCAUCGUCAUUCGCUUUCUCAUCGGCUUCUGCCUCGCCAACUUCGUGGCCAAUCAGUUCUGGAUGAGCUCCAUGUUCUCCGGCUGCGUCGUCGGGGUCGCCAACGGUUACGCCGCCGGCUGGGCCAACGUUGGCGCCGGCUUCACACAGCUUGUCAUGCCGCUAUUGUAUUCUCUCAUCACCACUUUCAAUACACCGUCAUCUUCAGCUUGGCGCAUAGCGUUUGUCUUUCCGGUCAUGUUUCAAGUAGCGACCGCAAUAAUGAUCCUAGUUUACGGGCAGGACUUGCCCAACGGUUACUAUAAACGCCGGAAAACCGACAAACGGGACGAGAAUGUUUUCGGCAUUCUCUUCAACGGGCUGAAGAAUUACAGAGGGUGGAUACUUGGAUUGGCGUACGGGUUUUCUUUUGGAGUUGAACUAACGACCGACAACAUUAUAGCACAAUACUUCUACGAGAGGUUUGGGGUGAACAUUGAGACGGCAGGGGUGAUUGCGGCGUGUUUCGGGCUGACCAAUUGCAUAGCUCGGCCCGGUGGAGGGGUGAUUUCCGACGUGAUGGGGAAGAGGUUUGGUAUGAGAGGGCGGCUGUGGAGCCUGUGGGUGGUUCAAACGGUGGCCGGAUUGCUCUGCGUGUUGCUCGGCCGUGUCAACACAAUCUUCGAGUCCAUAUUCGUUAUGUGUUGUUUCUCUGUGUUUGUUCAAGCCGCUUCUGGCCUCAUUUUUGGCGUCGUCCCUUUCGUCUCCAAAAGGUCACUAGGAAUAAUAUCAGGCAUUACAGGAUGUGGAGCGACAAUAGGAGCAGAAGUGACACAGCUACUGCUUUUCUCAGGCACAACUAAUCUCCCAACCCAAGCAGGCAUUUCUAUUAUGGGGAUAAUGAUGCUUGUCUGCACCCUGCCAGUUACUCUUAUCUACUUCCCCAGAUGGGGCGGAAUGUUCUGUGGCCCAUCUCUACACCCAGAAGAUGAACACUAUAGCCUGCUAGAGUGAAGAGUAUAUGGCCACGUUCAACUAGCCUCUUAAUUCUUAGCAGACCAAAGUAAAUUUUUUCUUAUUUCACCAUUUAUCGUGUAUGCCUUUAAGUGUGUACUAUGUACUAUGUAGUUUUUAAUGAAUUCUAGUUUUAUUUAUUUAUUUAUAUGUGAUUAUAAAAACAUAAGUUGAUGGAGA
This is a messenger RNA of Ipomoea nil (Japanese morning glory), 1632 nucleotides long. Its product is annotated as high affinity nitrate transporter 2.7. The transcript is spliced from 2 exons. Gene Ontology annotation, molecular function: nitrate transmembrane transporter activity. Gene Ontology annotation, biological process: transmembrane transport. Bases 70 to 1452 code for a protein of 460 amino acids. The record is from RefSeq and is a predicted model, not a curated record. NCBI's taxonomy places the organism in Eukaryota, Viridiplantae, Streptophyta, Magnoliopsida, Solanales, Convolvulaceae.